Molecule: messenger RNA, 1134 nt
Organism: Torulaspora delbrueckii
Lineage: Eukaryota; Fungi; Ascomycota; Saccharomycetes; Saccharomycetales; Saccharomycetaceae
Gene: MSS2
Product: Mss2p
Exons: 1
Coding region: 1-1134 (377 amino acids)
Molecular function (GO): protein binding
Source: RefSeq, a predicted model, not a curated record
AUGAGGUAUCGAUCGAUCUACUGCUUUGCUAGACGUUACACUAGUACGAGAUCACAGGUGUUAAGACCUUCCUUCAAUGAAAUCUUUCCGCAAAAGAGGAUGGUCAACAGAAUAUUGUUCGAGCUGGAUAGCAGAUUGAGUUUUGGGAAAUUGUAUCCAUUGUUUGAGCUUGCUUACAAUAAUGUGGACAGUGAAGAUAUCCCAGUAACUUCCGGUAUAACAGCUUCCGACGUUAUGGUAAUGAAGAAAGUGUUAGAAAAGGUACGAUCGAGGACCAAGAGUGUCAAUCGUCAUCUACUGAAGCUAGAGAACGUUUUGCUUGACAAAGCAGCCGAAAUGGGCAAUAACGAUGCAGUGUCUUUAUUGGCGUUCAAUGUACUAAAGAACCCUUCCAAGAAUACCUCGGAUGAUGUAUUACAUGCCAAGUUGCUAAUUAAGGAUCUAUACAAGAGAAAGCAUCAUCUGACGAUGAAAUUAACCGGCGAUCUGGCUUUGAAGGCUGGUGACAAUUCACAAGCGGAAACUUACUAUAGACGCUUUUUAGAAUUGGAGUCAGAUACAUUCUUGGCUGGUGAAGUCUAUGGGCAAUUAGGUCAGUUUAGCUUUCACAAAACGGACUUAAUACCAGCAGAGCGUUAUUUCCUGAAAUCAAUACAGUACAGUCCCUUAGAGUACUCGGUACACUCCUACUUCUAUCUGGCCCAAAUUUACAUGAACUCCGAUCCACUGAAAGCCAGAACCUUAAUGGAAAAUUGUGCCACUCAAGGGUAUAAGGAGUCCUUCAAAGCAUUGGGUUUUCUUGAAAUGAAUUACUUUGAAAAUCUAUACAAGGCCCAGGAAUGGUUCAAACUUGGCAUGGAGCUCUUUGAGUUGGAGUGCUUCAUCGGCUAUUUCGACUGCUGUGCUUUACUUGGAGAAUGGGCCUUAGCCAAUAAAUGCUUCAAGAGUCUGGAGAAAAUCGCGGAAAAUAAUAGUCAUUACAAAUCUCUCGUAAAGCAAUUCGUUGAAGCGCGUCACGAUAAAGUCAAGAGAGCUUUGGCGUAUUCACCUGGACCUUUUCCAAAGAGGGAGGUUGUUCAGAAUGCAUCGAAAAAAGCCCCACAAAUAUCCAAAGAGAAUAAGUGGAACCUCUGA